Messenger RNA from Megachile rotundata (alfalfa leafcutting bee), 5209 nucleotides. RefSeq names its product centrosome-associated zinc finger protein CP190 (gene Cp190). Gene Ontology annotation, molecular function: DNA-binding transcription factor activity, RNA polymerase II-specific; protein binding; sequence-specific DNA binding. Gene Ontology annotation, biological process: regulation of transcription by RNA polymerase II. NCBI's taxonomy places the organism in Eukaryota, Metazoa, Arthropoda, Insecta, Hymenoptera, Megachilidae. Gene Ontology annotation, cellular component: nucleus. The record is from RefSeq and is a predicted model, not a curated record.
UCAUAUACCGUAUGAAUGGUACCUACUUAUACUUUACUACUGCAUAUAAUGUUAGAUAUGAUGUUUGGUUUUUAGAAGCCAGUCAGGUUAAGUUACUGCUAAUUAAUAAAUUAAAGUAUUAUUUCCUUUAUGAUAUGGAUUUUGUGGUGCUCAGGUCACAGGAGCAAAAAGAUUGUACUUAGGAAUGGAUUCGGUUGAGUUGGAUUAUGAAAGUAAAUAAAUUUAACAAGUAGUUUAAUUCUAAUUAGGUGAGCAAGUACCUUUUAAUAUAAUUUUGAAGAGUAAUGAAAACUUUUAUCUUAUCUUCUUGAUAUACAAUGGAAACAGGAAAUCUUGAGAAGCAAUCUCCUUCACGAGGGUUAAAACAGGUGAAGGUAGAUAACUGGGGAACUUUCUUCCUACAACGACUUCAACAACUUUAUUUUGAUGAACAAUUACUUGACCUUACUAUCAAAUUCCCCACUAGUGAUAUAACUGUUCAGGCUCAUCGCUUAGUCGUAACAACAUGCACAAAUUAUUUUAUGCAGCUUGAGCAUGAGCAAAAAGCAAGAGAUGAAAAUUUUGAUGGUGUUAUUAUUAUGCCAACAGAUAUGCCAUACGAGUGUGUCAAGUCAAUUAUAAGUUUUAUGUACACUGGACAGUUGGAAUAUUGGACUUCUGAACAACAUGCUUUGUAUCGGACUGCACAGAAAAUGAAUAUGACUGUCCUAACUAAAUUACUCGAUGCACAAUUUAAUACUGCUGCGUUACAAAAUGAGCAAUCGGUAAAGUGUAAUACUCCACCAGCAACAACAACAUCAAAGCCUUCAACAUCCACUCCAAAGCCAGCAGCUACUUCCACACCAUCUUCAGGACUUUCAAAUCAACCAUUACCUGGUAGAAAACUUCCUAUUUGGAAAAGAAAAUUAGAUACGCCACAAAAUAUGUCAUCGUUUAAGUAUGAAAUGCGAACAUUCCAUGGGAUUCCCCCAUCAAAGUCCACAGAAGUAACUCCUGGUCCUUCAAGAUUCGAUCUCCCUGAAGCCGAAGAAUUUGCGCUCGGCGUGUUUUCAUCAUUCGACGAUAUUACAUACAAUACAAAACCUAUCGUGCAAGCCCCGGAUGUAUAUAAGAGAGACAAUUCGCCUAGUGGUAAAUGUUCCCCAGACGGAGAUAGUAAGAAUGAUACGACUGAAGACGAGGAGGACGAAAACCAUAUGAACGAGAAGAGUUUAAAAGAGGUGAAUUCGGAUGACGAUUGGUCUAUAGGUAGAUGUUUCCAAAGAGGGCAAGAAACGCAGCCCUCGCCAUCCAAAAAAGUACGAUUUGAUCGUGAAGAAAAAGAAAAUAUGGAAAAGGGUAAAUCAUCUUACAGACCGAAUUCGGAAGAUUCGAUCAACAACCACGCAAAAAUUAUCCGAGAAGUGUUGAAGAAGUACCCUCAUUUGGUGAAGAAUAACAAGAAUAUUCGUCUGAAGAUAAUGCAAAAAGAAGCGAAAUCAGCGGACAGUAAUUCUGCAUGUAAAACAAAAGUUUCUUACGUAGUUUUAAAAUCUGAUCAUUUGAUGUCGAGCAAUAACAGCGAUGAAACUGAAACAAAAAGUAACGGGAACGUUGAUGGCGGUGAGACCGGUCCUUGGAAAUGCAAUAAGUGUGAUUUGGAAGAAGAGUACACGAAUUAUUAUAUGUAUAGAAGACACAUGCAAGAUGUGCACGAGGAAAAAUUCGAUCCGAGAAUCUGUGAGCAUUGUGGCUAUAAGGCGACCAAACGGAAUAUCUUGAUGUAUCAUUUGUAUACAAAACACAAUGUGCCUCCUCCAAAAAGCAUGUGUUUCCCGAAGUGCCAGUCGUGUUCUUACGUCGCACUUUCGGAGACGCUAUUAGUAAGACAUCAGAUCAAUCACAAUCAUCGACCCACGUCGCGUCAACAUUCAUCAACCUCAGAGGAAAUCCAAUGUAUGCAAUGUGCCCAGACAUUCAAAGAUGUCACAGAAUUGACUACUCAUGAAAUUAACACUGGCCACGGGAGUUUAUCAGACAGUAAAGAAAAGGGUCACCGUUGCACCCAUUGUGGUAAGAUUUUUGUACGGGCUACAAAUUUGCAGGUUCACCUCGAUUGCGUUCACAAAGAUCUACGAGAUUCCGAAUCUAAUGUAUCAAUGCCAUCACUUUCUUUAGAACCUUCCUCAGAAGCUGAAGCUCUUAGUCACGUGGCAAGUGGAAUAGCAGCUUCUUUAGGUGUCGGAGACACCGUUCCUGCAGAGUCUCACGAGGUGACUUCAAACGUGUCCGAAUACGUCGUUCCAGACAUGCAAUUAAAUAAUAUUACACAUGAGAUGACUUACAAUACCCAUGAGCUCGAUGGACAGCAUAUGAUUAUGCUCAUCGAUAAUGAAAACUAUCAGCAACAGGAAAAUGAGCCGCAACAACAACCGCAACAGUUGAACAUUUCUGAUAACGAGCAGAUCGUGAUGCAAGGCACUGAAGAUGGAAUGAUUGUUUAUAUUCAUGGAAGCGAAGGAACAGAGAGACAAACGUAUGAGAAUUAUCAGCAAGAAGAACUUGGUGAGGAAACUGAAGAGAUAGUGGAGGAGGUGGUCGAAGAGGUUGAGGAAAAAGUGAUGGAAGAAGAGGACAUGCAGGUUGAACAAUCAGAGAUAUUGGAGGAAUGUAAUGCUGAUCAAGUAGAAGAAGUUAUUCAGUAUGUGGAAGAACAGACUGAAAUAGUAGAAUAUGAUGAACAAUGCAGCGAACAAAGUAAUAGUGCAGAUGAGUCCCAUGAAUCAGUCAUGAUCAUCGAAGAGGAACAUGUUGAAGGAGAACAGGACAUUGACAAAAAUAAUGAGCAAAAUACAAGAGGCUUUACUAAGUGGGACGAGGACAGUAGAGAAUUAUCUGAAUCAUAAACAACAAUAUUAUUCUUACAUUUGCUUUGUCACUUCUUAUGUUUUAUUAGAGUUUACGACUAACAAAGCGCGGAAUAUUUCGAUUGCAUUUCAUUCUAUUUCUUCAUUAUUCUAUUUGUUUGACUUCUGUACAUUAAAUGAAAAGAAUCGAUUUAUACAAGUAUAAAAGAAACCAUGUUAAUCGAUUAUGAUAAUUCUAAAGAUAUAUAUCAUUAUCAUCGAUAGAAAUUAAUGUUUCAUUUAAUUCGUGCAAAUUGAUUUUAAUUCAAUUUCUAUUAUAGAAUACAAGUAUUUGUAUAUAGAACUUGGAAAUAUAUACAUAAUAAAUUGUAUUCGAUUAGUAGAGAUUAUGAUUGAUCGAAUUCAUGGAGAGAGCUAUUUACAAACUUUCCUUAUCUUCUGUAUAACUGCAAGUUACAAUUUCUUUAGAUAUAUAGUUUUAUAAAAUAAUAAGAUGUGAAAUGCAAACGAUGAAAAGACAAGAGUGUCGAUUUUAUGAUUAACUGAUAGCUACACAUGUUCAAUGCAAAUAUUAAAAAAUAAAGAAAUUGAAAAUAGUGUAUCCCUUUUGGGAAUUCAUUCAUAGAUAUUGUAAUACGAAGUUUCAUGAUUAUCCAUGAUAAUCGGUUAUACUUUCAAAUGGAUAUUUUUGAAACGAACGAAUAAAAAAGCGUCUGACCAUGUACUGCAAUAUAGAAUUAUGUUAUAUAAAUUAUAUAUAUAGUAACGGUAAUAUCAGUUAAUUAAUAAUUGAAAAAUUUCUUCAAAUUUCUUUGAGAUUCAGAUCUAUUACUUAUUCUAUUAAUUUGAAUGUUUUGAACAUUAUAUAUGGUGAUUUGAAUAACGUGGAUAAAAGAUAAUUUAUCAAUUUAUUAAUAUAGAAAGUGUAGUAUGUAUUCAUAAUAUGAAUAUUUUGCAUAAAAAAUAUGACUCAGAAGAAAAUACCAAACAUACUAUCAUGUUAUAUAUUUGGGUUAUAUGUCACACAUUACCAAUUUCUGUUUUAAUUUAUUAUGUUGUAAAACAAAGUUCUGUGCAGAAUUUUAUUCAGUUUCAAGAAGUAUUUAAUUUUAUGAAUCAACUACUUCAGCCUACAGUAUCUAUUACAAAUAACAAUGGUGACUAUAUUUUAGACUAAAAUUACAGUUUAAUAAAAUUAAACAUUUUUGAAAAAAAAAAAUAGAAUUCAGUGCAGAUUUUUCUUUACAACCUGGUAUAAAUGAAAAAUAUUCAAACUUCAAAAUGCAAAGAAAUAUAUUUUUAACAACAGAGUUGAAUAAAACCUUUGUAAUUUAAAGUGUGAAGCACUCUUAUAUAUUUUAUGUUUAAGUAAACCACAUAAAUGAAAGAUAUACUUUUAAGAGAUGAUAUAUCAAAAUUUGUUUAACUUUGGUUCUUACUACCAUAAUGCUCUUCUUUUGAAAAAAGCAGCAUUUAUUGAACUGUUUUGAAGUAAUUAUAUUUUUAUAAUUAUAUCCAAUGUACUUUACAGUAAAGUUGUUUAGAAUUAUUUAUUAUAAGAUACGUAGAAAAGAAAAUUUGACAUUCAGUAAAUGAUACGUGUGCACAUGAACUAUAGCAUAAUAAGUAAUGCAAUAUGCAAGAAAUAAUUGUAUUUUUAACGCGCACGUCCAACUUUGGCCUCAAUGAAAUGCAUAAACCGAAUUGGACUAUGUUAUUCAUAAACAUAUAUUCGAUGCAAAUUGAUUUUCUGUACUUAUGGGUGUAAUAAAUACAAAAAAUUGAAGAAGAAGAAAGAACUCAAGUUCAAAUAGAUUUGAAUGGAUUAACAAAGUAAUUAAAUGUAAAGAAAAGAAUCAUCUUAUACUUAGAAAUUUCUCAUUUUCUAUGCACUAUAAACUUUUUUAUUUCCAAAAUGGUGUUUAUGUAUGUGCGAUUUCUUAAAAGUAUAGUUUCAUGUAUAAUUCGCUAAAGAUAUCAAGUAAAAGUCUCUUCGCUGAAGAGAUCAAGUAAUUGUAAUAUCGUGGAAUUUUAUUUUAGUAAUUGUAGUUCAGUUUUGUUAUAAUUAUUUGUAAUUUAGUAUAUUUUUGAAUUGUGGAAAUUGACAUAAAAAUAGUUGAAGUGUACUGAAUAUUUGAAGCGCAGGAAUGUUUCUUAUUAUAAAAUACUGUCAAUAGAAUUUUCAAAGCAGAUUAUAGAUUCAAUAGAAAUUCCAUGUACAAAUUGUAAGAUUCACUAGACAUUUCUUCUACAUUUAGAUUUUUAAUGUUUGUGUUAUUUAUUAUAAGUAUGUAAAGAAAGAUUAGAGAAAUAAGAGAAAAUGCGUCUCUUAUGAAACUAAAUAAUUAGAAUAUUUUAUGAAA